Molecule: messenger RNA, 954 nt
Organism: Cyprinus carpio (common carp)
Lineage: Eukaryota; Metazoa; Chordata; Actinopteri; Cypriniformes; Cyprinidae
Product: hereditary hemochromatosis protein homolog
Exons: 4
Biological process (GO): immune response
Cellular component (GO): external side of plasma membrane
Source: RefSeq, a predicted model, not a curated record
AGAUGGUCAACCUGUGGAAGAUAAUCAGAUCACAGGAGGAGAGAUUCUGCCCAACGGAGACGGAACUUACCAGAUGAGGAAGAGUUUGGUGAUCAGUGAAGAAGAGCUACGUGAGGAACAUGAAUACAACUGCACAAUGAAGCACCUCAGUCUGGACAACAAACUGGACUUUACAUUUGAUGUCGCUGAAUCUGACCCAGGAUCAUCUACGCAGUCUGUAGUUAUCAGUGUGCUGGUGUUCAUGUGUGUGGCUGUUCUCAUCAUAACUGCACUCAUCAUAUGGAGGAAGAGACGAGCUGCUGGACGAGACAUCACAGAGUAAAUACUCUCCUACUCCAUCUUCUGCCGCUAAUGAAAAGUGAGUCUAUGUUAAGGUAAAAAUUAAGGUCAAGACAAUACAUGCAAAACCUAAAAUAUCUUAGCAUUUGUUUGGUGGAUGCCAUUUGGGUUAUGUUAUGAUAACAAUGGAAAUUAAGAGUGUUAAGAUGGAAAAUUAAAGAAUGUAAUAGGAACACAAAAAUACUAAAUUUUUGCAGCUGUAUUCCUUGCUGGUACAAGGUAAUCUACUUUUGUCUUUAGAAAUGUCUAAAACUUGAUGGUAGAAUAGCACUGAAUUUUGUAUGUUUGUUAUCACCAAACUCCAUUUGAUAUUUGAUCAUUGGAAAUAUGUUUUGAUUAAAAUCCCAGAAAAUGUAACCUGGAUAUAAUGUAUAUUUCUCAAUGUGCAGGUUUUUAAUUAAGUUUCAAGAAUCACUGCACUACUUUUGAAGGAUCUGAGGAUCCUCAAAUGCAAACUGUGUGUGUUGCUUCAAGAGAGCAACCAUACAUUUGAGUUGUGUUUUAAUUUCUUUCUUUUAUAUUCAUGUAUUCUUCAUUCGUUUAUUAAUUCAUAAUAAUUUAUCAUUUAAUUGUUUUAUGAUUGCAUUUAAUCAUUAUAAUUUUUUAUUAUUAUUU